ACUAUGCGCGCGGCGCGCGGGCGACCAUGCAAUGGCGCUCGCUGGUGCUGGGGCUGCUGCUGCUGAGGCUGGGGCUGCACGCGCUGCUGGCGCUGCUCCCCGCGCUGGCGCCCGGCCUCUGCCUGCGCCUCCGCCUCCCGUUCCCCUUCCCGCCGCGUUCCGCCGCCCUCGGCCAUCCCGGCGCCGCUCGGCCGCCUCCCGGCGGGGGCUCCUCGCACUGGGGUUCGCUGCGGGGCGGCGGCGGCGCGGCGGGGCGCGAUGAGUACGAGAGGCGUUACAGCGCCGCGUUCACCCCGCAGCUGCGGGCACGGCUGCGCGACGCCGCCCGCGGUAUGUUCGCCUUCGGCUACGACAGCUACAUGCAGCACGCCUUCCCCAGCGACGAGCUCGACCCCCUGCACUGCUGCGGCCGCGGGCCCGACCGCGACGACCCCUCAAAUCUGAACAUCAACGAUGUCUUAGGAAACUACUCGCUAACGCUGAUAGAUGCACUGGAUACCCUAGCGGUAAUGGGAAAUUCCUCCGAAUUCCAGAAGGCUGUGAAGUUGGUGAUUGACACAGUUUCAUUUGACAAAGACUCAACAGUCCAGGUUUUUGAGGCAACCAUCAGGGUUUUGGGCAGCCUGCUUUCUGCCCACAUAAUAAUUACAGAUGCCAAACAGCCUUUUGGUGACAUGACCAUUAAGGAUUAUGACAACGAACUGCUGCACAUGGCUCACGACCUCGCAGUGAGACUGCUGCCAGCAUUUGAGAACACCAAAACUGGGAUUCCGUAUCCUCGGGUCAACCUGAAGAAGGGAGUUCCUCCAAACAGCAAUAAUGAAACUUGCACUGCAGGAGCCGGUUCCUUGUUGGUGGAGUUUGGCAUUCUGAGCAGGCUGCUUGGUGAUUCCACGUUUGAGUGGGUGGCCAGGAGAGCUGUCAAAGCACUCUGGAGUCUCAGGAGUAACAACACUGGACUGCUAGGAAAUGUUGUGAAUAUUCAAACUGGCCAUUGGGUUGGAAAGCAGAGUGGCUUGGGAGCAGGAUCAGACUCGUUUUAUGAAUACCUCCUCAAGUCCUACAUCCUCUUUGGAGAGAAGGAAGACUUAGAGAUGUUCAUUGAUGCUUAUCAGAACAUUCAGAACCACUUAAGAAGGGGUCGAGAAGCUUGCAAUGAAGGUGAAGGUGACCCGCCUUUGUAUGUGAAUGUAAACAUGUUCACUGGACAGCUGAUGAACACGUGGAUUGACUCUUUGCAAGCCUUUUUUCCUGGACUACAGGUGUUGAUAGGAGACGUAGAAGAUGCUAUUUGUCUCCAUGCUUUUUAUUAUGCCAUAUGGAAGCGAUAUGGAGCUCUCCCAGAAAGAUACAACUGGCAGUUGCAAGCACCGGAUGUUCCCUUUUAUCCACUGAGGCCAGAGCUGGUGGAAUCCACCUACCUUCUUUACCAGGCCACAAAGAACCCAUUUUACCUUCAUGUGGGAAUGGAUAUUCUACAGAGUCUGGAAAAAUACACAAAAGCGAAGUGUGGCUAUGCUACCUUACACCAUGUGGUGGAGAAGACAAAAGAAGAUCGAAUGGAGAGCUUUUUUCUCAGUGAAACAUGUAAAUAUUUGUACCUGUUAUUUGAUGAAGACAAUCCAGUGCAUAAGUCUGGAAAUAAAUAUAUGUUUACUACUGAGGGACAUAUUGUGUCUGUGGAUGAACGUUUUCGGAACUCGCUGUGGCAGGAUAUCCUCCCUGGGGAAGAGGACAGCACAGAAAAAGUUAAACCUAACGAAUUAAAGGCCGUCAACUUCAGCUCUAAUUGUAACAGAGUUCCGGAUGAGAGGAGAUAUUUGCUGCCAUUGAAGAGCAACUACAUGAGACAGAUCGAUCGGAUGGUGGGCUUGAUCUGAAUGGUUCUUCAGAGUAACUUCUGUCGUGUGUCAGGAAGAGCAUGGGAUUUGGCUCUGGGCAUUCCUCUUCAGCUGCACAGCUGUGUGUGCUGCCAGUGGGUGUCCCUGUGCUUGUUAGUUUUCUAUGAUGGAUAUGAAGGGAGAUUUAAUUCCCUUACGAGUUCAGUCUUCUGAACUAUGGAAGCUCCAUGUGCCACCCAAAUAGAGAUCUCCUGUUUUAAGACUUCCAAUGAAAAAUGUUGAAAAUGAAGGUUGGAUAUACUUCAAAAGAGGAAAAAGGAAAAAAAAAUUGGCACGUGCCACUUAGCUACCUCUUUGUAGCUGCAUUACAGAUUUCCCUUUGGAAAAGGGAGGGUCAGGUAUUUAAUUUGAAAUGAUUGUGGGGUUGGGGAAGGAAUGGGAAAGUGCAAUUUCUAACACCACGUUUAAUUAUCGGGUUAUUCUGACCAGCAAUACACAAUCUGAAGUACUUCUCAGGUAGGGACCCACUGGCAGUGGGUUUUGGCUAAAACAAAAACGCUCUGUGUUGAACAGUAUCUUGAAAUCUCUUGAUCUCAUAAGAAGCUGUCAGGAUAAGUCAUGAGAUCCCUCAUGUGCACAGUUGAAUAGAGCUGUGCAGUCACAAGGGCUGUAGCUACAGAAACCAGUAAUAACACAAAUUUGGUGCCUUCUUUUGUAAGGGAGUGCGGGGUAGGGUGGGGGGGGCGGGCAAAACUUCAAAGCCACUCAGCUGUAGCAGCUAACCUCCAGUCACAGUGCCUGCCGUGUGCCUGGUGCCUCUUCCAGAGAGAUGCUGAGAACUGCUAUGAGUCUGUGCAGAACAAAGUGUUUCACGUUCCUUACAGCAUUAAUAUGUUAGUGCCUUAUGUUUUCCUCAGCGGCAGGAGAAACUGAAACAGCGUAGCUGCUGUUCCCAACCCAAAGAAUGCUUCUGGGUUUAUUUUCUGUCAUUGUAAUGGGUAAAGGGACCAUCUCUGCAUCAUCCCAAGGCAGGAGUCAGUGGGAGGUGGGAGCUCAUCCUUCUGUCACGAGGCAGUUUGGUACGUGCCAUCACAACUGCAUCGUGCCUGCAGGAGCUGGCAGUGCUCACCACCAUGCUGGAGUGCACUGCAGGCUGUGCCUUUGGAUUCCAGUGAGAAAACUGCUGGUGCUUCGUCCCACCAUCUUCAAUUGCAGCUCAGGUGCAUUGGAGGAAUAGCAGUGUGAAUUUUCAGGAGGAAGGCAGCUGAAUUCUGAGGGAUGAGAGCAAGCUGGGGCCCAACAACUUCAUCCAGUGACAGCUUUUUCCAGUGGCUCCUCAUUGCUUACAUGCUUUUUAGAUGCUGCUGCUGACUGCAGUUGAAGCAGUGGAAGGUUACUGUUGGGUUCACUGUUUUUAAAUUAAGGCUUAAAAUAAGGGCAAACUUAAUCUGCUGUAUUUUCACCUUUUUAUGAUAACGUCUGUUUUCGUAAGCCAUAUAUUGCAACUCAAAACAUUUCUAAUAAAUAUGAAGUUAGUGCUUUUAAGAGGUUAUUGCUUGAAUCUUUCAGUGUGCAGAUGCAUCUCAGGGACCUCACUGUAGAAUCUUUUAUUCCGUGGUAGCUGGAUCUUGUAUUCAGGCAAAAAAUACAUAUAUUCCUGUCUUCCAGGUUUUAAUGAAUGUGUUUUAAUAGGGGUUUUGGAGGUAGAGGGAAAUGUGUUAAGAUUUCCCAAAGCUCUGCAAUAGAAUCAGUUGCCUUUGCUAUCUUAGGCAGCUGGCAAUUCCAGCUCCUUCAGAAUUGGCUUUGCAAACAGUGUCUGCCCAGUUGCCUAAAUCAAAGCAGAACACAAAUUCAGUGUUAAUAUCCAAACGUGUUGGGAAUGGUUCUCCUUAACCAGCAAGCAUUGACUUUGUGAACAUCUACAGAAGUGUGGGAGGAUGAAAUAAAGGGAGUGCAGGGCAGAGACAGCAGAAAUGCCUGGGGUUUCUGAAAUACUGCAGGGCCAGACCUGGUUGUGCUCAGUAACGUGGAAGCAAAGCACAGCGUUCUGGAACUUUCCACUUCAAAUUGCUGUAGCAGAUGCCAACGCUGACGUUGCCCUGGGUGUGCUGUGGAUGUUUCUGGUGCUGGUUUCCCCCCAGCUGGCAGUGGAGCUCUCUGAAUGUCGUUUUGCAUCGUGCAGUUGCCUCUGUGUUUUGUGCCUUCUGAAAAGCCUGAGCCCUGCUCAGGGUUCCAGCUGAGUGUGACGCACCAAAGUCUGUUCCAGUUUUCCCCAGGGAAGCGCAGGGCUGUAAUGAAGUUGCAUGGUAUCCUGCCACCUUGCUUCUCACUUCUCAUGUGUGCCAGGAACAGCGAAAGUCGAUGUGCAGUGGGAGCAGAGCAGGCAGGUAAGGCAGCCUUUCAGCCCGCGGUGACUUGGGCCAUUAGUUGCAGUGCCAGCUCUUAGCUGGGCAGCUUCUCAUUAGAGACAGUGCUGGAAUUUGUGUUGCCCAGGUGAGCCGAUGGCUGUCACCCCACAGGAGCAUCCCUGCCUCCUGGGAGGCUGGUUCUGGUACGUGGUGGAAGGUCUGUGUUCUUCAAAGUGCUGACUUUUCUCUUUUGGAAUACAGAAGUGUUCUGAGAUACUUUGCUCUGUAAUGGCAGGGUACAUGCUAUGCACUAAUGUGGGUAUUUUUAAAAUCAGUGGUAAGUGAAAUUGGUAACACUGCUGGAAUAAUUUGCUGAAACGUUUUGUAUUUCUUGGUAUAAUGUGCAAUAUAAUUUUUUUCUAAUUAAAGAUACAGUGUAUGCUUAAUUGUUGUUUUCCAACAGAGUAUUUAAUUGGGGAUGAGGAACUUUUAAAAGGACCAAAUGAGCUUUUGUGAAAUGUGCGAAGUUUUCAAAACCGAGCUUCAAUUUUAAAGUUUUGCAUUAAAAAUGAUGUAUUUGACCACUUCUA
This is a messenger RNA of Centrocercus urophasianus (Greater sage-grouse), 4779 nucleotides long. RefSeq names its product ER degradation enhancing alpha-mannosidase like protein 1 (gene EDEM1). Gene Ontology annotation, molecular function: mannosyl-oligosaccharide 1,2-alpha-mannosidase activity; calcium ion binding. The record is from RefSeq and is a predicted model, not a curated record. Lineage: Eukaryota; Metazoa; Chordata; Aves; Galliformes; Phasianidae. The transcript has 12 exons. Bases 27 to 1880 code for a protein of 617 amino acids. Gene Ontology annotation, biological process: mannose trimming involved in glycoprotein ERAD pathway; carbohydrate metabolic process; endoplasmic reticulum mannose trimming. Gene Ontology annotation, cellular component: membrane; endoplasmic reticulum.